Messenger RNA from Spodoptera littoralis (African cotton leafworm), 3738 nucleotides. The record is from the annotation of a GenBank genome assembly. Lineage: Eukaryota; Metazoa; Arthropoda; Insecta; Lepidoptera; Noctuidae.
AUGCUUACAAAGUUUGAAACUAAGUCGGCGAGGGUGAAAGGUAUAUCCUUUCAUGCGAAGCGGCCAUGGGUUUUGGCUAGUUUACACAAUGGCGUGAUACAGCUAUGGGAUUAUCGUAUGUGUACUUUGUUGGAGAAAUUCGAUGAGCAUGAUGGUCCUGUACGUGGAAUAUGCUUCCACAUUCAACAACCACUCUUCGUGUCCGGUGGCGACGAUUAUAAGAUCAAGGUAUGGAACUACAAGCAAAGGCGUUGUCUAUUUACCCUGUUGGGACAUUUGGACUACAUACGCACAACAUUCUUUCAUCACGAAUAUCCAUGGAUUUUGAGUGCUUCCGACGACCAGACCAUAAGAAUAUGGAACUGGCAAUCUAGACAGUGCAUCAGUGUCCUUACUGGCCAUAAUCAUUAUGUGAUGUGUGCACAAUUCCACCCGACAGAAGACCUUCUGGUUUCCGCCUCUUUGGACCAAUCUGUUAGAGUUUGGGACUUCUCAGGUCUUAGAAAGAAGAGCGUAGCUCCAGGACCCACAGGGCUCGCUGAACAUUUGAGAAACCCGCAGGCUACGGACCUCUUUGGGCAGCAACUAAUAUUGCAGGCGGACGCCGUCGUCAAACAUGUGCUGGAGGGCCACGACCGUGGAGUAAACUGGGCCUCCUUCCACCCAAGCCUGCCGCUUAUAGUGUCAGCCGCUGACGACCGACAGGUCAAACUCUGGAGGAUGAACGAUGCCAAGGCCUGGGAGGUGGACACGUGUCGAGGCCACUACAACAACGUCUCCUGCGUGCUGUUCCAUGCGAGGCACGAGCUGAUCCUCUCCAACAGCGAGGACAAGUUCAUCCGGGUCUGGGACAUGACCAAGAGGACUUGCUUGCACUCCUUCCGGAGGGAACAUGAGAGAUACUGGGUACUAGCUGCACACCCAACACUGAAUCUAUUCGCGGCUGGUCAUGACGCGGGUAUGGUGCUGUUCAAGCUGCAGCGAGAGAGGCCUGCCUACGCCGUCCAUAAUAACAUGCUUUUCUACAUCAAGGACAGACAACUGCGCAAGUUGGAUAUGGCGACCAAUCGCGACGCGCCCGUGAUGCAGAUCAAAGGAGGCGGCCGCAACCAGCCUUACAGUAUGUCCCUGAACCACGCGGAGUGGUGCGUGCUAGUGACGUGGCGCGCGGGCGACUCCAGCACGUACGAGCUGUACGCGGCGCCGCGCGACGGGGCCGACGGCGCCGGGGCCGCCGGGGCCGCCGGGCCCGUCGGCGCCGAGCCCUCGCGCGGACAGGCCACCACCGCCGUCUGGGUCGCCAGGAACAGGUUCGCCGCGCUCGAGAAGAACAAUCAGUUGGUAAUCAAAAACCUGAAGAAUGAAGUAUCAAAGAAAAUAUCCACGCCGACAUGUGAGGAGAUCAUGUACGCGGGCACCGGCAUGUUACUGCUUAGGGAAGCAGACGCCGUGCAACUGCUUGAUGUACAACAGAAGAGGACUAUUGCCUCCGUAAAAAUAUCAAAAUGCCGCUACGCGAUAUGGAAUUCCGACAUGUCUUUAGUGGCUUUGUUGGGCAAGCACACAGUGACGCUUUGUACUAAGAAACUGGAACAACUAUGUACGAUCACAGAGGGCGCUAGAGUCAAGUCUGGGGCUUUCGACGAUUCCACGCCACAACCCGUGUUCAUAUAUACCACGGCUAAUCAUAUCAAGUAUUGCUGUAAAGACGGUGACUACGGCAUCAUCCGUACGCUGGACGUGCCGGUGUACGCGGUGCGCGUGCUGGCGACGGAGGGCGCGGCGCGCGUCGUGUGCCUCGACCGCGACUGCAGGCCCAAGGUGCUCAACAUCGACCCCACCGAGUACAGGUUCAAGUUAGCGCUGGUGACCCGUCAGUACGACCAGGUGCUACACAUGGUGCGCACUGCCAAGCUGGUGGGGCAGAGCAUCAUCGCGUACCUACAGGAGAAAGGGUACCCGGAGGUGGCGCUCCACUUCGUGAAGGACCCCCGCACGCGGCUGGCGCUGGCGCUGCAGUGCGGGAACAUCGACGUGGCGCUGGAGGCCGCCAAGAGUCUCGACGAGCCCGCCGCAUGGGCCAAGCUGGCGCAGGCCGCGCUCGCCACUGGGAACCAUCAGAUUGUAGAAAUGUGCUACCAACGUACGAAGAACUUUGACAAGCUUUCCUUCCUGUACCUGAUCACUGGCAACCUGGACAAGUUGCGGAAAAUGAUGAAGAUCGCAGAGAUACGCAAGGACGUGUCUGCGCAGUUCCAGGGUGCAUUACUGCUCGGAGACACCAGGGAGACUAUCAGGCUACUGAAGAAUGCUGGACAGAUCUCUCUAGCCUACCUGACAGCAAUCAACCACAAACAGCUUGAAGAAGCUGAACAGCUGAAGGCUAUGUUGGAAGCAGCCAAUUUACCCAUCCCGGAACCGAACCCAGAUGCACAGCUACUAAGACCACCACUACCAGUGCAUAGCGCCCAACCUAAUUGGCCGUUAUUGGCAGUAUCGAAGAGUUUCUUCGAAGUAGCGGGCGGGGCGCGCGCGGGCGCCGACACUAGCGCGGUCACCGCCGCCGCAGUCACUGACGAGCCGCUGGAGGCCGCCGGCGCCUGGGGAGACGACGAGGACGUCUUGCAGGACGAUAAUAAGGGUGAAGGUGAUGACGGCGAGGAAGUGAUGGAAGACGCGUGUGAUGAUGGAGGCUGGGAUGUUGGGGACGAGGACCUGGAGCUGCCUGAGGAACUGGCACCUGUCUCUGCGGAUAUAGACGGCGGCGAGGAGAGCUCGGAUUACUUCGUGGCCCCAACCCGCGGCACCAGCGCCGCCCUGGCGGGAAAACUACGCACUGCACACGACCAUGUUGCCACCGGACAGUUCGAGAUAGCGCUCAGACUAUUAAACGAGCAAGUUGGCAUAGUGAACUUCGAGCCGUAUUUGGACAAGUUCGUGGGCAUGUACGGGCGCGCUCGGCUGACGUUCGGGGCGCUCGCCUCGCUGCCGCCGCUCCCUGCGGCACUGCAUCGCAACUGGAAGGAGGCUAGUGGACGGGAUCUACUGCCUGUUGUCACCACAAAACUAAACGACCUGGUGACACAGCUGCAGCAGUGCUACCAGCUGACGACGGCGGGCAAGUUCACGGACGCGGUGGAGCGCCUCCAGCACAUCGCGCGACACGUGCCGCUGCUACACGUCGACUCCAGGACCGACCUCGCGGAGGCGCAGCAACUACUCAACAUCGCCAGGGAGUACUUGCUUGGCUUGCAGAUGGAAACGGCUAGGAAAGCCAUGCCGAAGAACACGUUAGAAGAACAGAAGCGCACAUGCGAGAUGGCGGCGUACUUCACCCACUGCAAGCUGCAGCCCGUCCACCAGAUCCUGACUCUGCGGACAGCUCUCAACAUGUUCUUCAAACUCAAGAACUACAGGACAGCCGCGUCCUUCGCCCGGAGACUGCUAGAACUCGGCCCGCGGCCUGAAGUCGCCCAACAAGCCAGAAAAAUCCUACAAGCUUGCGAAAAAUCUCUCACUGAUGAACACCAACUCUUGUACGACGAACAUAAUCCCUUCAACAUAUGUGGUAUAAGUUACAAGCCCAUCUAUAGAGGCAAGCCUGAGGAGAAGUGCUCUCUAUGCGGUGCCAGCUUCCUCCCAGAACACAAAGGCAAGCUCUGUCCUGUUUGCGGUGUCGCGGAAAUAGGCAAAGACGUAAUCGGACUCAGAAUCUGCCCCCUACAGUUCCAGAGAUAA